AUGUUGCCAUGCUGUGAGCUUGUAGUUUUCGAUCCUUCUGGAGAACUUUUCCUAUUGCUCAAUCGAGAUGCGACUCAGUCCGAAGUUGUCGCCCACGAUGCUCAUGGUGAUGACGCUCAAGAGCAGGACGUGUCACACCUCUCCAAUAACGAAGAACCAUCAAAUAAUACAUUUACAGGGCUUUGGUCUAAGACAUCUACCCAAGCAGUCGAAAUGCAGGUAUCAUUGAAACAUCUUUCACUGGCCUCUAAGUUCUUCGCCAAUAUGUUCGGCGACCAAAGCUUGGACCUGAACGGGCAUGAGCCAAACAACAAAGAAAUGAGAACCAUCCCUCUCCAGGGAGAUGAUUUUUAUUCGCUGCAGAUUUUGCUCAACAUUAUCCAUGGGUUGACAAGAAGAGUUCCAAGACAAGUAGAGAGAAACAUUCUCCUGCAGGCUGUCAUCUUGAUUGACAAGUAUGAGUUUCAUGAGGUGGCUGAAGUCUUCACAGAUAUGUGGUUCGAAUCUCUUCGACCCACACUGCCACGAAAUCUUCACCGAGACAUAGCUUCUUGGAUUUACAUUUGCUGGAGCCUGGGAAAGUCAGAAGAGUUUGAGGCCUUGACGGAAAUCGCCAUUCUAGAGACCGACAACGGACUUGAAGACCCAGACGUACCGGUCCCUUUUUGGAUCAUUGCCGAAAUCCGGUCUUACCGAAGAGAGAUCUUGACCGAAUUUCUUUCCAUUCUCUCGAGUCUGAUUGAUCGCUAUGAGGGCCCUCGUUGCCUCUGUCGCAGAGACAAAGAUUGCGAUGCUCUACUUUUGGGAAAGCUCAUCAAAGGCUUGAAGAACAUCGGGCUCUACCCGGUCCCAGACGCCUUACUCUUGAAUAGGUCAAUAAAGUCUCUUUUUGCCGCCGUCCGAGAUAUGGAACUCUCCCCUCUGUGUAAGGAGCUCACGAAGAAAGAGCGAAAGGGGUAUUCAUCUCUAGAUGAUGAGGAAUCGUUCCGAAGAACCUAUCAUCUCAAAGAAGAGCUACAUAAUUCAAUUUCAAGCCUUGAGAAAAAGUUUCGAGGUCUACAAUUGAAAAAUGGAGGCAAGAGCGAGGUUCGGAGUUGA
Messenger RNA from Fonsecaea pedrosoi CBS 271.37, 1098 nucleotides. RefSeq lists its product as uncharacterized. The coding region runs from base 1 to 1098 and encodes 365 amino acids. The record is from RefSeq and is a predicted model, not a curated record. NCBI's taxonomy places the organism in Eukaryota, Fungi, Ascomycota, Eurotiomycetes, Chaetothyriales, Herpotrichiellaceae. The transcript is spliced from 2 exons.